CCGCGGAGGUCGCUUCGGCCUUUCCGUCCCGCUGUCCCCGCCGCGCCAUGGAGAAGAGCUCGAGCUGCGAGAGUCUUGGCUCCCAGCCGGCCGCAGCACGGCCGCCCAGCGUGGACUCUCUGUCCAGUUAAUGUGUUAAGAGCCAUUGACAUUUGAAGAUCAUCAGAAGUGAAGAUAAAACAUCUCAAAAAUUAUAAUUGCUUCCACUUCUCAUUCAGAGAAUUCAGUGCAUACAAAAUCAGCUUCUGUAGUAUCAUCGGAUUCCAUUUCAACUUCUGCAGACAACUUUUCUCCUGAUUUGAGGAGAGCACAAGAAGUGGGAGAGGCAGAGGGAGAAUCGGACUCCCUGCUGAUCAAGGACCCCGGCAUGGGGCUGGAUCCCAAGACCCUGGGAUCAUGACCUGAGGUGAAGGUAGACGCUUAACCAAUGGAGCCACCCAGGUCCUGAGGGAAUCUAACAAAUUAGCAGAAAUGGAAGAACCACCCUUGCUUCCAGGAGAAAAUAUUAAAGACAUGGCCAAAGAUGUAACUUACAUAUGUCCAUUCACUGGUGCUGUACGAGGAACUCUGACUGUCACCAAUUACAGGUUAUAUUUUAAAAGCAUGGAACGGGAUCCCCCAUUUGUCCUGGAUGCCUCUCUUGGUGUAAUAAGUAGAGUAGAAAAAAUUGGCGGUGCUUCUAGUCGAGGUGAAAAUUCUUAUGGACUGGAGACUGUGUGUAAGGAUAUUCGGAAUUUACGGUUUGCUCAUAAACCUGAGGGGCGAACAAGAAGAUCCAUCUUUGAGAAUCUAAUGAAAUAUGCAUUUCCUGUCUCUAAUAACCUGCCUCUUUUUGCUUUUGAAUACAAAGAAAUAUUCCCUGAAAAUGGGUGGAAGCUGUAUGACUCUCUUCUAGAGUAUAGAAGACAGGGAAUUCCCAAUGAAAGCUGGAGGAUAACAAAGAUAAAUGAACGUUAUGAGCUUUGUGAUACAUAUCCUGCCCUCUUGGUUGUGCCAGCAAAUAUUCCUGAUGAAGAAUUAAAGAGAGUGGCAUCCUUCAGAUCUAGGGGCCGCAUCCCAGUUUUAUCCUGGAUUCAUCCUGAGAGUCAAGCCACUAUCACUCGGUGUAGCCAGCCCAUGGUAGGAGUGAGUGGAAAGCGAAGCAAAGAGGAUGAAAAAUACCUUCAAGCUAUCAUGGACUCCAAUGCCCAGUCUCAUAAAAUCUUUAUAUUUGAUGCCCGGCCAAGUGUCAAUGCUGUUGCCAAUAAGGCAAAGGGUGGAGGUUAUGAAAGUGAAGAUGCCUAUCAAAAUGCAGAACUAGUUUUCCUGGAUAUUCACAAUAUUCAUGUUAUGAGAGAAUCAUUACGGAAACUUAAGGAGAUUGUGUACCCUAACAUUGAGGAGACUCACUGGUUGUCUAACUUGGAAUCUACUCACUGGCUCGAACAUAUUAAGCUUAUUCUUGCAGGGGCUCUUAGGAUUGCUGACAAAAUAGAGUCCGGAAAGACAUCUGUGGUAGUGCACUGUAGUGACGGUUGGGACCGCACGGCUCAGCUGACUUCUCUUGCCAUGCUCAUGUUGGAUGGAUACUAUCGAAGCAUCCGAGGAUUUGAAGUCCUUAUAGAAAAAGAAUGGUUAAGCUUUGGGCAUCGAUUUCAGCUUAGACUUGGCCAUGGAGAUAAGAACCAUGCAGAUGCAGACAGAUCACCUGUUUUUCUUCAGUUUAUUGACUGUGUCUGGCAAAUGACAAGACAGUUUCCUACAGCAUUUGAAUUCAAUGAAUAUUUUCUCAUUACCAUUUUGGACCAUCUCUACAGCUGCUUAUUUGGAACAUUUCUGUGUAACAGUGAACAUCAGAGAGGAAAAGAGAAUCUUCCUAAAAGGACUGUGUCACUGUGGUCUUAUAUAAAUAGCCAGCUGGAAGACUUCACCAAUCCUCUCUAUGGGAGCUAUUCCAAUCACGUCCUGUAUCCGGUAGCCAGCAUGCGCCACCUAGAGCUCUGGGUGGGGUAUUACGUCAGGUGGAAUCCGCGGAUGAAACCCCAGGAGCCCAUUCACAACAGAUAUAAAGAACUUCUUGCUAAACGAGCAGAGCUUCAGAAAAAAGUAGAGGAGCUGCAGAGAGAAAUUUCCAACCGAUCAACCUCAUCCUCUGAGAGAGCCAGUUCUCCUGCACAGUGUGUCACUCCUGUCCAAACCGUUGUGUGAAAGGACCGUACGAGGGGGUCCAGCGUUGCCAUGAACUCUGGAUUAUAAUGGCAGCUUUAGGAGUUACACAGUCUUCCUAAGUUAGAACCCACCCAUGGGAGAAAUUAAGUUGCUUUAUUUAUUUUAAAUCUCUCUAGGAUGGGUUUAGAACUGUAGCAGUGCAGGUGGUUUAUGUGAAAUAACCCCGUAAUUAUAUGAUUAUGACACUAAUCUUUUGGAAUUUAAAGUGGAUCUGAGAAAGUCACCCAAAGAAUAUGAAGAUGCUUCAAUACCAGACCUACAAUGGGAACAAGUUUCUGAAUUUAAAAUCAAAGUACAGACCACUUCAGAAACAUACCUCUUGAUGGAAGAGAACUCACUGUACAAAGGGAAGGAGCAUCAGUUAUCAUGGCGCACCAGCGCUGCAGUUCCGUGGCAUUAUAUACAUUGAACCUCCAUGUCAUGAAAAAAGCUCAGAAUCAUUUGAUACUCCUUCCCCCAUCAUGGGUUUUUCUAUUCUGGUGUAAAGUGAUUUACUUUGAUCACCUUUCUGCAGCACACACUCUUCAUAUAUGAUAUGGCAAAGUCUUAAGGAUAUUGUGGUGUAGUUAGUAGUUGAAAAUUGUUGUCAUUACUGGCAUACGUAUUUAGGAUGUAGUAGAUAGCGGUUCCAAACUGAUGCCUUAAAGAUUUUCUUGGGGGCAGGGGAGCAGGGUUGAGAGGAGGAAUUGGUAGCCGUCCUGGAUUUCAAAGAAUUCUACACCCUUCAGAUUAGUUUCCAUAGGCCCAAUUACUAGAAACAAUGAAACACAUUUUACAAAUUCAUUAUUAUCUUACUCUGUUGCAUUUAUGUUUUGUGUGUGUGUCUGAACUCAGAAGUUAAUUAGUUUUGAGGAAAUAUUUUAAAAUAAGUUUACUAGGUUUCACUUUUUUUCUGAAGUCUGUAUACAUAGCUUAUGGGUGAGAAAUACUAUGCUCAAAUUUUACAUGAAAUAUUUUACUACUACUUUACUUUGCAAAUUCUGUAAUUCCACUGAAAGAUGAAGUCUACCAAAGAACUUACUGCAUGUGCACAUGUAUUACAAUCUCAAUGCCAGUAAAGGAAAUACUGCUUCACUGUUCGCCCGCCAGUAACAGUUCAGUGCUGGUAUCAUUUGAGUCCCUGGUAUCCUAAGAGCCAUAUGUUAUGUACUGUAACAAAGGAGCUUCUUGUCCCUUGGGUCUUUAAUUAAAAGGAAAUUUCAACCAA
Messenger RNA from Nyctereutes procyonoides (raccoon dog), 3415 nucleotides. It is a transcript of the gene MTMR2, whose product is annotated as myotubularin related protein 2. The record is from RefSeq and is a predicted model, not a curated record. The transcript has 17 exons. Gene Ontology annotation, biological process: dephosphorylation. The coding region runs from base 472 to 2187 and encodes 571 amino acids. Gene Ontology annotation, molecular function: phosphatidylinositol-3,5-bisphosphate 3-phosphatase activity. NCBI's taxonomy places the organism in Eukaryota, Metazoa, Chordata, Mammalia, Carnivora, Canidae.